This is a messenger RNA of Linum tenue, 1857 nucleotides long. Lineage: Eukaryota; Viridiplantae; Streptophyta; Magnoliopsida; Malpighiales; Linaceae. The record is from the annotation of a GenBank genome assembly.
AAGCAGUCAAAUUGAUAGAGAAAGGCUCAUCGAGGGGUGCCUACUCGGUCUAUCGUGCGGUCCAAAAUCACUAAAUCAGGCCGCUCCUCCGCACCAAUGAAAGGCUUGAAGGUGGCGGCCGGCUUGCUGGCCAGGCUCGUCGAAGCGGAGGGCCGUAGCUUCGCCCCUGCUCGCUACCAUGAUAGUUUCAGAGGCAUCUGCUCUCUCGCGAGUAGUAUCAGUAAGCCUAUCGACGACGAUGAUCUUCAAAGCCAGGUGCUGGUGGAAGGCAAAGCGCAAUUCAGGACCGCCAUUCUCAACCGGCCUUCGGUUCUCAAUGCCCUCAACUUGAACAUGGGAUCUAGAUUGAACAAUUUGUACACGUCCUGGGAAGAUGAUCCGGAUAUUGGAUUUGUGGCGAUGAAGGGCAGUGGCAGGGCAUUUUGUGCUGGUGGGGAUAUGGUUGCUGUUUAUCAUCUUCUGAAUCAGGGGAAGCGGGAGGCUUGUAAAGACUUUUUCGCCACAUUAUACCAGUUCAUUUACCUUCUAGGUACAUAUUUGAAGCCACAGGUAGCCCUUCUGAAUGGCGUUACCAUGGGUGGUGGUGCUGGAGUUUCAAUUCCUAGCACAUUUCGUUUGGCAACUGAAAGAACUGUAUGCAGAUAGUAGUAGUACCUUAUGAAUUUUUAAUUUCCAAUGCUCUUUUGAGUCAUUGAAGCUUUUCCUUUCCAAGUGAUCUCAUGGUGAUCUGGUGCAUCAUGGUCUGUGUACUUUGUCAAUAACAAAGGAGAAAAUAACCAGAUAUGCCGUGCUGAUCUGCAGAUUUUUGCUACUCCUGAAACCCUUCUUGGUUUCCACCCUGAUGCUGGUGCAUCCUUCUACCUUUCACAUUUACCUGGUCAUUUAGGGGAAUAUCUGGCUCUUACUGGGGAGACACUAAAUGGAGUUGAAAUGAUCGGUUGUGGCUUGGCUACACACUACACUCACAGUACAAAGUUUCGGUCAGUUGAGGAGCGGUUGGGGAAUCUGAUCACUGAUGAUCCUUCUGUCAUUGAAACUUCAUUAGAAGAGUAUGGUGACCUCGUCCAUCCAGAUAGCACAAGUGUAAUUCACAGGAUUGAAGCUGUUGACAAAUGUUUCAGUCAUGACACAGUUGAAGAAAUCAUAGACGCUUUGGAAACUGAGGCUUCAAAGACAAAUGAUCCAUGGUGCAACUCUACUCUUAGAAGGCUAAAUGAAUGCUCCCCACUGAGUUUGAAGGUUUCCUUGAGAUCAAUAAGGGACGGUAGACUUCAAACGCUUGAUCAGUGCUUAGUCCGUGAAUAUAGAAUGUCUCUACAGGGUAUGGCCCAGCAGGACUUGCGUGAGGGUGUCCGUGCACGGCUUGUUGAUAAAGACUUGGCACCAAAGUGGAAUCCUCCGAGGUUAGGGCUGGUGACAGAAGGCAUGGUGGAUCAGUAUUUUUCUUUGUUAGAUGGAGAACGUGAUCUAGAACUGCCAAUACAACAGCGGGAAGCAUUUACAUAGCGAACUCCAGCAGCAGCAUGAUUUCGUGUUUAAUAUUUUGCAAACUGGUGUGUUAGUCAGAUCGGGCAAAAAGUCUUAUGUCACUCAGGAUUUUGGGUGCUUAGGCCAGUUAGUCAUUGUAUUUGGAAGUGCCCGUCUAGUUAGGAUGAUACUUAGAAACGCCGAAGGAGGCGGACGGCCUAAAUAGAAUGACCAGAUUUAUCAAGUGUGAGUCAACUUGAUGCUUUAAAGCAACAGUUUCAUAACCAUGUCACUUUCGCUGGGGUCAAUCGGCGGGUUUGGAUUGGGUUCAAUCGGGUUAUGGGUUUGUCAGGUUUUGGGUUUGUUGGAUUAUGGGUUAGUCAGGUUUUG